AUGACUCGCCUGGGUCGUCAAAACUUCCCAGACGUGGAGUUCGGCAUCAACGCGGGAGACCACCCCCGCGGCGGCGCCUCCUUCAACUACUGCAGCCCCAAGUCCGGCGUGCCGCUGUGGCUCUGGCCGGACUACAUGUUCUUUGCAUGGCCCGAGAUCGCAGCACCCACUUGGGCCCAGCAGCUGCGCCGUGCAGCCGAACUGGACGUCACGCUGCCCUUCAGCCAGCGAAACAACAAGGUGUUUUGGCGGGGAGGCGGCGGACCGCUGGUGCGGGAGAAACUGGUCAGCCGCUUUGCCAACCGUACCGACAUCGCCGGCGUGGCCAAGAUCCCGCCCUUUGGCGCCCUGCGCACCGAGCUCAUGAACAAUCCGGACUACAACAUCAGCAACAUCAUCACCCGGCUAGAGGACUUUUGCCGCUACAAGUACAUCAUCCACACCGAGGGCAACACGUGGAGCGUGCGGCUUAAGAGCCACCUCAUUUGCGGCGGCGUAGUCAUAUCGCACCCACUUCAGUGGGCUGCCGUGGACACCGAGAUCCUGGAGGAGGG
Messenger RNA from Astrephomene gubernaculifera, 554 nucleotides. The record is from the annotation of a GenBank genome assembly. NCBI's taxonomy places the organism in Eukaryota, Viridiplantae, Chlorophyta, Chlorophyceae, Chlamydomonadales, Astrephomenaceae.